AUGGAUGCUGGCGGAGCUUGGAAAUGGAGCUUCGCAGCGGGCUUUGCCGAAUCUGACUUCUGCAAACGCCCUGCCAGCCAGGCCCUGGAGGAAGGAAACCUUGGAAGACAUGGACGGCCGGGCCUUUACUGGGUGCAUGUGCCUGUUCUGCGUCUGCGCGUGAUGGCCUUGUCCCGUUGCUGGUGUGUGUUUGUCGAUUUCUCAUUUUCCAAGUGGGUGGUCCGCCGGCAAGUCGACCGACCCUCAUUCCCCUGCGCUUCAUCUCUUGUCCCUCUUUGGCGCGCGCGCUGCAUCCACUCGCGAGCGCUCAAGGUUGGACCUGCUGCAGACAAAAACAACCCUCUCCCCUCUCCCCCGAUUAUCAGCCUUCUCUCGUCCGCCCGCAAGCAAGCCCUCGUGCCCGCCGACCAGCCUGUUCCCACUCCGUGUGCCACCGCACAUCUCCAUACCGUCCUUGGCCCGCCCCUGCAUCCCGCCGUCGCCGUCGCCGUCGCCGUCGCCGUCACCGUCACCGUUGUAGUGUUGUGCACCACGCAGGGAGCGCGCUACCGCUUCCGAUCCGACAGGCCUGGCGAGUGCCAGCGAGUGCAAACCGCUGUCAGAGUACUCUACCUACAGCCCGACCCAGUUUUGAUGAGCGGCUCCCAGUCUCCCCCCGCCGCCAUGGAGCACGAUGACUACUUCAGUACCGCCCAACUCGACGACCAGCACCCUUCGGUCGCCCACAUCGACGACUCUGACACCGACAUGGCCGCCUCAGCCUCUUCCUCGCGAGCCGUCAUGUUUAGCUCGUCGGCCGCCCACGCCCACGCUCAUUCCCAUGCCCAUGCCCACACCCACACCCAUACCCACAUGCAUGCCCGCAAACCAAGCAGAAUGUCGCGGUCAGGAGCACCGCGGCCCAUCAUCACCCCGACCAGUCCACUGUCCUCGACCAUACCACACAACCUCCUCCCCUCCGCCCCGGCUUCACCGCCCACCCCAGCGCCUAGUCCGACACCCACACAGCGAGUACCAGACUGGAGCACGGCAGCCGAACAUGAAGACUCACACAUCAAGAACAUACGGGCCAACUUCAGCGACAUGAACCGGGCGGAGCGGUUGCGGCUGCUCGGGGAACUGCUCAAUCUGUGUGACAGCCAGGAACUCAGCUUUGUGGCUGAAUUCGUCAGCCCCAGACUAAAAAAGGAUCCUUUCAUGGAACUGCCUACUGAGCUCUGCUUAAGAAUUCUGGAAUGCGUCGACGAUCCUACCACACUUGCUCGGGCAUCGCAGGUAUCCAAGAAAUGGAGGGAAUUAGUCAACGACGACGGUGCAUGGCGGUUGCUCUGUCAAAAGUACUCUUUCCGGUCGCUGACGAGGGAGAUGGACGAGGACAGCCCGGGAGGAAUGGAGGAUGCAGAGUCACCAUGGUGGCAGGAAGACGACCGCACAUCGAGAACCGACGAUGCGCCAAGUCGAGAUCAGCUCGAGGUCGCCCGGUCGCAGUCGCAGUUGCAUGCUGAGGGGCUUCGAACACAGAGCCUCGAUCGCGAGGCAAAGCGCAAGACAGCAUUCCGCAGGCCUACCACGUACCGCUCUCACUUCAAACAGCGGUAUAUGGUGGAAACCGCGUGGCGGAACGGAGGAGUCUGUGACGCCCGGCAAAUCACUCCAGACCAGGGUGUUGUGACGAGCUUACACCUGACCAGAAAAUACAUUGUAGUUGCGCUCGACAAUGCAAAGAUUCACGUUUUUGACACUGUAGGCGACCACCAAAAGACACUGCAAGGGCAUGUCAUGGGCGUUUGGGCAAUGGUGCCUUGGGGUGAUCUCCUGGUCAGUGGAGGCUGCGACCGCGAUGUUCGAGUUUGGAACCUUGCCACCGGCUUUCCCCAAUUCACGUUACGCGGACACACAUCAACAGUGCGGUGUUUGAAAAUGUCAGACUCGAAUACAGCGAUAUCUGGCUCCCGAGACACGACGCUGAGGAUAUGGGAUCUUACAAAGGGUUUGUGCAAACAUGUUCUUAUAGGCCAUCAGGCUAGCGUCCGAUGUCUCGAGAUAUACGGCGACAUUGUUGUAUCUGGCAGCUACGACACAACCGCGAAGAUUUGGAGCAUCUCCGAGGGUAAAUGCCUUCGAACCCUCACCGGACACUUUAGCCAAAUCUACGCAAUCGCCUUUGAUGGGAAGAAGAUUGCAACAGGCAGUCUGGACACGAGUGUGCGGAUAUGGGAUCCGAACGAUGGAAAAUGCCUAGCCGUCCUACAAGGCCACACUUCCCUUGUCGGCCAGCUUCAGAUGCGCGAAGACAUCCUCGUCACGGGCGGGUCGGAUGGCUCGGUCCGCGUCUGGAGUCUGGCCAACUACCAGGCUGUCCACCGACUGGCCGCACACGACAACAGUGUCACCAGCCUGCAGUUUGACAAUACGCGGAUUGUCAGCGGCGGCAGCGACGGCCGCGUCAAAGUCUGGGACCUGAAGACGGGCACGCUCGUGCGUGAACUUAGUAGCCCCGCCGAGGCGGUCUGGCGCGUCGUCUUUGAGGAGGAAAAGGCAGUCAUCAUGGCCAGCAGAGGCGGCCGUACCAUCAUGGAGGUCUGGGACUUUUCCCCUCCCCCAGAAUCCGAUCUCGACUCGCGUGCUCCCAGCCCGGCUAGCAUGCCAGAUCAUCUCGAUGUAGAAUAUAAUCGUCCGCGCUCGGCUAUCUUACCCGUCACUUCCCCGCUCGUUCAACACCAUGGUGUUGGCGACGUUACCAUGGGUGAGGCGGGCGAGUCAUGA
Molecule: messenger RNA, 2766 nt
Organism: Plenodomus lingam JN3
Lineage: Eukaryota; Fungi; Ascomycota; Dothideomycetes; Pleosporales; Leptosphaeriaceae
Source: RefSeq, a predicted model, not a curated record